Molecule: messenger RNA, 4214 nt
Organism: Monodelphis domestica (gray short-tailed opossum)
Lineage: Eukaryota; Metazoa; Chordata; Mammalia; Didelphimorphia; Didelphidae
Source: RefSeq, a predicted model, not a curated record
CCAGAGCCAUGGCGAUGGAGGGGACAGCGCCUCAUAAUCAUCAACUGUGACCUAAAUGAACUGACAAAGAGUGGUCAGAAAGGUUCUAAGGAGAACCACAGAGAGCACGGAAGAGGGUCUUUAUUAUCAAGGAGAAGAGAGGAGAGGGAAUACGUGGCAAAGAUUUUGGAGUUGAAAUGCAGAAGAAGAUUGUCAUCAGAUAAAGAGAUUUCAGAGUUCAUGAACAGACAAGUUUACUCAGAACCUGCAAGCACAGAGAAAUGAAGCCAGUGUACACGUGGCAGAGAGACAAGUUUAAUGUCCCAGAACCUGGUCCUGCAUCUACCCUGGAAAAGAUUUUUGAGGAAGCUUUCCUUCCAGAAAAGAUGAGGAAGAUGGGGCCCAAGGAAGGAGUCACAUCUAGGAAGCAUCUGAAGGAGGAUGCAGAUUCCAGGUUCUGGGCUCUAUGCACUAUGCAAGUUCAUCCCUCUGCACUCAAGACAGAGCCUGCUCCUGGGUGGCACAGCAUGUCCCUUCUAUGCUUUCAAUCCCCCAUGCCCAUGGCCAUGCAAGUAAUACGAUUUUAAUUAAGUCUUUCUGAUUCCAUAGUCAGUAGUCUUUCCAUUGCAUCUUCCCAUGAUACUAUGCUGCAAGAAAGCCAUUUCUUAUACGGUAUAGAACCUUAGAGUCCGAAGGAAUCUCAGGCCACCUAGUCCAAUCUUUACCUGACCACCAGUUCCUUCAGCAGCAUCUUUGACAAGGGAUCAUCUAGCCUUUGCUUGGUGACCUCCAAUGAUGGAGAACUCACUACCUCCCAAAGCAAUUCACAGCACUUUGGGCUAGCUUGAACUAUUAGGAAGUUGUGUUUUGUUUUGUUUUUCCCAGCCAGGGACAAACUACUCUAGUGUCUUUGCCAAGAAAACCCCAAAUGGGUCGUGAAGAAUUGAACAUGACUGAUGUGACUGAACAACAACAAUAAAUGUUUAUUAGUUGACUGGUCUGGCUUUUUUUAAAAAGUCAACUAAAAUUAGUAUCUUCUUUUAGAUUUUAGAUAAUGAAAAUUUAUUUAAACAACUCAGCAGUGAAAAGGGAAUCUUGUAACAAGGUCACAGUGGAACUCUGGAUUACUUAGGACAAUAUAAUGGAUCCCAAAUCAGAAAACCUUGGUUCUAGUUAAUCGAUUAACAGGCAUUUGUCAUGACUUUGUUAUUAACUCUCUGCCUCAGUUUCUUCCUCUGUCACAUAAGGGUAUUGAAUUAGAGACUCUCCAGAUUGCCUUCUUAUUCCCAGUUCUGUGAUUCAUAUUCUAGCUAUCUGACCCUAAGCAAGCCACUUCUCUGUGAGCCUUAGUUUCUUCAUUUGAAAAAGAAUGAGGGUAGAAUCUCUUAAGCCCCCUCCAGCUUCUGAUCUUCUGAGACUCUUUAAGAAGUCAUAAAACUGAGAGUAAUUAGGUGAAUAGUUGAUAGAGCUCCAGGCCUAAAGUCAAGAGGACUCUGGGUUCAAAUGUGGCUUCAUAAACUUCCUAGCUAUGUGACUCUAAGCAAGUCACUUAACUCCAUUUGCCUAAUCCUUGCCUUUCUGUCUUAGAAUUGUUACUAGGGAAAAAAAAGUAAAGGUUUAUUUGUUUUUGUUUUUUAAAGAAGUCACAAAAUCAUCAAUUUGCAGUUAAAUGAAAGCUUUGGAAAUCAGGUCCAAACUCUUUAUUUUACAGAUGAAGAACCUGAGGACCAGAUGCAUUAAGGGGGUGUUCCUAGGUCAGACAACUAGUAAGUGACUGAGGCAGCAGGAUCUGAACUCGGGUCAUUCCGACACCAGGUCCAAUGUUCUACCCCAUGGCCUCUCAGAAGACCUUCACCUUCCCUUUCCUAGUUCAAAGUUUCGCUGGGGUUUUGUUUGUUUUGCUUUUCAAUUGUGUCUUUUAUUUUUUUUAGUAGUAUCUUGAAACUGAGAAAUAAUACAGCCUCUUCCUGGUGAAUAAAAUAGAAGAGAUUAGUCUGGGAGGACUGCAAUAAAGACAGAAAAAAUUCCCAGGCCACAGGGGAAGGACUGGCAAUGCUCCAGAAAUACAACACAAUCCCACCCUGGAAAAAGGGAACAAUCAAAGGUCAGAGGGCUGGCACAAGAAUAGCCAAUGCUGCCAGCCCAGCCAGGAAAUCUAGGGAGUGCUUUGGUGCCAAAAGUUGCCUUUGACUCCAGCUUUCUGGAAUCCCCUGGCUUUCACUGAUGUCCCUGAAGUGGGACCUGAUUAUCCUAGAUUUAGAGAUGGGGGGUGGUGGGGGGUGGAUGGGAAAGGACCAAAGCCACCCCAUUCAACUUGGUUACUACUGGUAUGGCCUUGGGCAAGUCACUUACCCCACUCCCCACCCCCAAAUGCAGCAGCAUCACUGAGUUUCCUCAACUAUAAAACAAGAAGUGGGGAGCAGGGCUAAACAGUCUCUGAGGUCCCUUCCAGCUUUCCUAUGAUAUAUGGCCUUAUGAACCUUGAAGUCCAGAGAAGUGACUUGAUUUGCCCAACAGGGCACUAGCUGGGCUUCAAAACUUAGCUCUUCAGAAUCUCAAUCCAUUGUUCAAUCUACUAGAACAGAGGGCCUGAACCUUGUUGAGUCCUGGACCCUCUGGAGAAUACGGACCCCCUCCCAGAAUAAUGUUUUUAAAUGCAUAAGACAAAAUAUACCAGAUUACAAGGAAACCAAUUAAACUGAAAUACAGCUAUUAAAAAAAAAUCUUCAAAAUAAAUUCAUAGCCCCACUGAGAUUCUUCCUGUGAUCCCAAGUUAAGAAUCCCUGUACUAGACCAUUUUAAAAAGUAUGAUAUCUAGCCCAACAUCCUCCCUUCAUAGAUGAGGAAACUGAGGCUCAGUGGUCUCAAAUAAUAUACAUUUUCCCUUUCCACUUCUCAUUGACCCAUUAUUUAUAUUCCUUCUGGGGGUGGAAGAGGGAGUAGAUAGAAUAUCUCCAAAGAUAAGUAAGUAUAAUUUCAAAGUCAUUGCAAAGGGGUAAAGGACAAACAAUUAGAGGAGGGGGGCAGAAAAGGUCUCAUAUAAAAAUCAAGAACAGAAUUGUGUUCUGGGGAAUAGCAGGAAUCAUAAAAGAUGGAAAUUAGAUCUCAAGUUUCUUCCAGUUCCAAACCUCAUGACAACUGAGACAAUUAUCUGCAUAAUUUGGCCACCAGACAAAAUAUCUCAAGCAAAACAGACUUCAUUUCUCUCUGUCUCUGUCUGUCUCUCCAUCUCUUUCUCUUUCUCUCUCCAUCUCUUUCUCUCUCUAGAUAUCUAUCUGCCUCUCUUUGACUCUCUUUCCAUCUCUUUCUCUCUCCAUCUUUCUCUGUCUCUCUCUUCAUCUCUAUCUGCCUCUCUUUGUCUCUCUCUAGUUCCACCUCUCCCUCUCUCCAUCUCUUUCUCUCUCCCUCUCUCCAUCUCUUUCUUUCUCUCUCUCCAUCUCUCUCUCCAUAUAUCUAUCUGCCUCUCUUUGUCUCUCUCCAUCUCUAUCUUGGUCUCUCCCUCUCUCCAUCUCUUUCUGUCUCUCUCCAUCUCUCUCUCCAUAUAUCUAUCUGCCUCUCUUUGUCUCUCUCCAUCUCUAUCUUGGUCUCUCCCUCUCUCCAUCUCUUUCUGUCUCUCCAUAUAUCUAUCUGCCUCUCUUUGUCUCUCUCCAUCUCUUUCUCUCUCCCUCUCUCCAACUCUUUCUGUCUCUCCAUCUCUCUCUCCAUAUAUCUAUCUGCCUCUCUUUGUCUCUCUCCAUCUCUAUCUUGGUCUCUCCCUCUCUCCAUCUCUUUCUCUGUUUCUCCAUUUCUUUCUCUUUCUCUGUCUCUGUCUGUGUGUGUGUGUGUGUGUCUCUGGCUUUCUCUGUCUCUGUCUCUCUCUCUGUGUCUCUGUCUCUCUGUGUGUCUCUCUCUGUCUCUCUCUCUCACACACACAUACACACUCACUCUCUCACACACACACUCACUUUCUCUGUCUCUGUCUCUCUCUGUUUCUCUGUCUCUCUCUGUCUCUCUCUGUCUCUCUCCCUCUCUCUGUCUCUCUCUCUCUCUCUGUCUCUCCCUCUCUCUCUGUCUCUCUCUGUCUCUCUCCUCUCUCUCUCUCUCUCUCUCUCUCUGUCUCUCCCUCUCUCUCUCUCUCUCUCUCUCUCUCUCUCUCUCUCUCUCUCUCUCUCUCUCUCUCUCAAGUAGCCCUGACUUCUCUCACCAUAUUCACUAAAAUGGUAGGUCCAGAGCCUUGGUGCCAGGUCCUCUGUUGA